UUGUUGUUAUUAUUUCAUUGUUAUUGCUAUUGUUGUUAUUUAUUGUUUUUAUUGUUAUUAUUUCAUUGUUAUAAUUUGUUAUUAAUUCAUUGUUACCAUUGUUAUUGUUAUUAUUUGUUAUUGUUACCGGUAACGUAGGAGCGCAAGCGGCAGCGAUAAAUGUAACGAAAUUCGCAUCGUUACAAUUAGCGUACAACAAUAAUCGAUAACUUAUUUACUAAUCUAUUAACUUUAAUAAUAAUCUAUGAACUUUAAUAAUUAGAAAGUCAUUGUCUUCUAUAAACUCUUUAAUAAUAGUCUAUUAACUAUUUAAUAUUAUAUCUAAUCUUAUAAACUAUUUAAAACUAAUCUGUAAUCUCAGCUAUUUGAUAACAGUUUAUAAUCUAUAAACUAUUCUCGAGUAAUCUAUGAACUAUUUAAUAUCUAUUAUCCAUAAACUAAUAGCAAUCUAUAAGCUAUUAAAUAAUCUAUAAACUUUAAUACUAAUCUGUAAUCUAUAAACUAUUUAAUAGCAAUCUAUAAACUAUUAAAUAAUCAUCUGUAAUCAUCUAUAAACUAUUUAAUAGCAAUCUAUAAACUAUUAAAUAAUCAUCUAUAAACUAUUUAAUACUAAUCUGUAAUCUAUAAACUAUUUAACAUUAACAACUUUAGGCUAAUUGAAUUAGGGGGUGGGUGACGCUAUGACGUCAUCUUUACGUCACGUGACUCGCCCGGUCUGGCCGGGGAGGGGCGGGGCCGCGUGGGGGGCGGGGCGGAGCUCGUUGCUGGCCCCGCCCACGGAGCCGCCGGGCUCCUCCCCCCGCCACCGCCUCCACCAAUCGGCGGCGUCGUCGUCGUCACAAUCUCAGCACGAGGCGAUCAAGGAGCGGGCCAAAGCGGUGACCUACUUCUACAAGCAAUCAGCAGUAGACACAGCGAGAUACAAGCCGUCUGUGCGUCUGACCCCGACGGCUAUGCUCUAUGCCGGGAGGUUUGCCGACCGCAGCCACCUCCUGAAGAGUGCUCGCUAUCUGAGGAUGGAGUUGCCAGUACGUCUGGCUCACCAGAUCAGCGACUUGAGGAACAUUCCCUUCAUGUCCGCCUGUCACCCGGCCCUGCUGUGUGUGCACGAGUCUUACAUCCGCAGUUUCCAGUGUCUGUCCGACUUCCCUCCGAUCGUGGACCUGGAGGGGGAGUCUCGCUACACGGAGCUGCUCCAGCAUCUCCUCCAUGAGCACAGAGACACAGCGACACUGCUGCUACGCGGAGUGCGAGACACAAAGAGACAGGCCCAGCAGGAGGAUCUCCGCACGUUCCUGGACCGGGUACUCACCGCCCGGCUGGGCAUGCGAAUCCUGGUGUCUCAUCACUUGGCACUGCACGUGGACACGCCGAAUCACCUGGGCAUCAUCAACACUCGAAUGUCUCCCAAGCAGCUCGUGGAGAAGUGUGCAGAGUUUGCACGGCGCGUGACGGAGCGUCGUUUCGGGUCAGCGCCCUCCGUCCGUGUGACCGGACAUGUGGCCGCCUGCUUCCCGUACAUCCAAGCACCGCUGGAAUAUGUCCUACCUGAGCUGCUGGUGAAUGCCAUGCGUGCCAGCAUGCAAUGCCACGUGGGGUCUGGGUCCAGCGUUCCUGACGUGGUGGUCACCAUCGCCAACAACGACAUCGACUUCAUCUUCAGGAUAUCCGACCGGGGCGGAGGGAUACCGCACGAGGUUAUGGGGCCCGCCAUGGACUACUUUUUCACGACGGAGGCCGCGAGGGCUGAGGAGUGGCGUGGCGGUGACGGGGCCCAGUGGCAGGCGACUGAGGAGGAGGAGGAGGAGGAGGAGGCGGUGGAGGCAGUGGGCGGGAUGAGCGACGCGGAGCGCCACAUGGCGGAGAGCCGCUUACAGCAUGGACCCUGGCACGGGCACGGUGUGGGCCUGGCGCUGUCCAGAGCCUUUGGCGCCUUCUUGGGCGGCUCUCUGGCGCUGCGCUCCAUGCAGGGCAUCGGCACGGACGUCUACCUGCGCCUGCGGCACAUCGACGGGCGCCAGCCCAGCUUCCGCCUGUAGCCCCUGGGGCACACCCAGCCACCGCCUGUAGCACCUGGGACACACCCAGCUUCCGCCUGUAGCCCCUGGGACACACACACACACCGCCUGUAGCACCUGGGACACACAGCCACCGCCUGUAGCACCUGGGGGACACACACCGCCUGUAGCACCUGGGAGACACACACACACAGCCACCGCCUGUAGCACCUGGGACACGCACAGCCUGUAGCACCUGGGGGACACACACACACACCGCCUGUAACACCUGGGGCACACACACACACCGCCUGUAGCACCUGGGGGAGACACACACCGCCUGUAGCAUCUG
Petromyzon marinus (sea lamprey) is the source of this 2349-nucleotide messenger RNA. The record is from RefSeq and is a predicted model, not a curated record. Lineage: Eukaryota; Metazoa; Chordata; Hyperoartia; Petromyzontiformes; Petromyzontidae.